UCGCCUCCGUCACUGCACUUCCUCUUCCAUGCAGUUGCUUUCACUUCUGCACUAUCACUCUGUAUUUGCCUUAAAUCCUUCCAUCUGAGCUGGGGGCCUGAUCACUCUGUGUAAUCUAUGUUUUCAACUUGUCCUCCGGAAGUCUUUGUUUGACAGCUACACACCCACCCACCCAGCCAGCCAGCCAGCCAGCCAGCUCUUCUCCCUCCCUCUAUUUUCAUAGUGCAUCUUCUCUGUCAUUUGCAUUUGUUCUGCUUCCUCAACAAGAAACAGUUCACGUGGAAGAGCUGUAAGAGAUUUGGGAGGAAGACACUUGCCCGGAUGACAGAACAGAUUGAAACGUGCACCGAGGACGGGGCCGUUAAGUGGAGGAGGUUUUCUCCGCUGGACGAUUAUUGCUGAGUGAAAUGCAUAGUAGGAAAGGUAAUUAGAGACCUGGCAUUGGUACAUCACGACAGCAGCAGGGUUACCAUGGAGACUGGCAAGCCGGGAUUGGCGAAUGAUUCAGUGCACAUCAGCUCCGUAGCAGCGCAGACAGAGAAAAGGAUGGACUACCAGGCCCCACUGACGGCUGUUUACAUCCACACGGUGCCAGCUCUACCAGCACAGCCUUACCCUCUCCAGACUCCAGUGGCCGUCCGGGAGCCAGCCACACUCCAUCUGGCCAUGCCGGCGCUUUACUCCAAGGAAACUCUCCCCUUCUUGACAUUCCAUAUUGCUAGUGGAUUGCAGUCUCAGCCAGGACUGAGUCUGGCAGCUGCCAUUCCUGCAGUCAGACCCAAGUCUGCAGGAAAGCACGUGUGUCCUCACUGCGGACGGGACUGCAUGAAGCCCAGCGUGCUGGAGAAGCAUCUCCGCUGCCACACCGGGGAGCGGCCUUAUCCCUGCAUCACUUGUGGAGUUUCUUUCAAGACUCAGAGCAACCUCUACAAACAUAAGCGUACACAGGCUCAUGCCCGCCUCUCGUCUGAAUCAGAGCUGAGCAGCCUGGACAGCAUGUCCGGCUCCAGAGAGACCUGUACCUCCAGUUUGUCUCUGGAUGAGCGCAGUGAGGAUUCGAGCAGCCUGGACAAGGAAGCCACACCACCUCCAAAUGAGAUCACCUGUCCAGCCAGCACUGCAAAGGUCUUUUCUGUAAAGACACAAGGUUUUGUGAGUGAGCAGAAUGCGUUGACCCUUGCAGGUCAGAAGAUGGAAGCAAAGGUGAAGGAAGUAGUAAAACAGAGGAUGGAAAAUGAAAAACCAACAGCAACUGCCAGUCGACAUAUUCCUCUUCAGCGGCAAGAAGCCACUCUGCUCUCCAAGCAGUGGGAGAGCUCUGUAUCUGGAGGGAAAUCGCAGAGCCAUGAGAGCACAGACUCGGGCUUCAGUGAGAGCAGUGAUCACUACCUGAGCCGCGGCAGCCUUUUACCUGACCACAGUACGGAUUCCCUCAACGAAUCUACCAUGGAGCAUCUUGAAGAAACCGGCAGUGCACAAACGACUUCUGGACCAGGCCAAGGUGGACAGGAACCUAGAGGCACUGCGAGGGAGCAGGAGCAGAAGAAUCUGGAGGAACGCAUAACUAAGCUGAUUUCGGAGAAUACAGCUGUUGUGGAGGACAAACAGCUAGAGCACGUCAGGCCGCGGAAGACAGUUCUGUCAAAGCAGGGUAGCAUUGACCUCCCCCUGCCGUACACGUACAAGGACUCCUUUCACUUUGAUAUGAGGAUCAGUAAGGCUCCAAAUGUUGGGUUACAAAGAAGCAGGAACCUCAACUUCUACAGUUCUGUGCCCACUCAGCAAUCCAACACCAUGGAGCACGCCCCCCUAACCCGCAGCAACUCCCUUCCUUUCAGCGUUACCCUCCUGCAGCAAGAGAGGAGCAGCCCAACCUCUUCCUUUCAGAGCGAUUAUGUAACACUUGGCCGGAGAGGAAGCUCUGGCCAGAUCAAUCCAACAGGUUUUGCAAUGAAGCAUUCAUCCGCCCACCGGCCAUUGGUCCGACAAACAGCCGUAGACGGCAACCACGCAACAGACGGUCUCUUUGCAAAUACAUCUGUGGAGGAGGCGUGCGCCAGCAGCCUCAGCUGCGAUGGGGAUGGUAGUGACAUUUGUCGAGAGCCAAGCAACAGAAAGUUCCGAAGGAAGAAAGCACAAAAGUUUGCCUUCAACAAGUGGUACAUGUACGGGGGAGGGACAUUUAAGAAGCUGUACAACGCUGAGAAGGGCGGCGAUGACGGUGUCAGCAAAGGCAGAAAAUGUCCAGCAAACCCAGAGCACGAGGUUGUUCAGGGCCUGUCGAAAAGGUCGUCAGCAGCAACAACAAUGAACUUCACAAGCAGCAGUGCAACAGCGUGCCAAGCAGGCUGCACUCCUGCCAGACUAUCCCUUGUCUCUACCGUGGAUUUGAAUGUCAAAACUGGCCAUAUUCAUACAUCAUGCAGCUCUCUCAAGACUCCACUUCGGAGAAACCAAAUAGGCAGCAUGAGCAGAGCAGAAGCAGGGAGAACGCUUGAUGGAGAAAAGUAUAUUGACUCCACGUUGCAGCUGUUUGAAGCUCAUGUUACCUCAGACAGGAAAAAACAGAAAACUGAUGACAAAAUAAUUUUCACUCUCGGGAUGGAAACCGACCCAAACACACCGACUCAUCCCCGACCCUCUGUCACUGGCAGUGUGCCUCAGCAGGAUACAAAUCUCGGUUAUAUCAACCUACAGAAAAAUCUGAAACAUACUCAGCUCACAGCAACUCUCUUCCCAACGUGCAUAAUCAAUGCAAAUACAGCAUCCAUCAGCUGCUCACCAGCCACAUCCACACCCUCCCCUGCCAAGGCCAGCUUCCUGCCCAAGUACCAGCUCAAGUUACCGAAUUCCGCUGAACCUGAUUCAAGUACUUCGCCGCAUGUUGUGGAUAAACCGGCAGAAACUGGUGGCCACACUAUCACCUCUGCUCUGUCAUCUUCUCGCACAGAGAUAACCUCACUUGUAGUCAAAACUUCCGAAAAGAAAUGCGAUGGUCCUGUCACCCCAGCAAAUGCUUUCAGUUCCAGACAAGACCAGCUCCCCACGCCUUGCACAGUCACGACCCUUUGUCGGGCUGAAACGGCAAAACUGAAUCCAAACGCAACUUCUUGUUGUGCAAUCAUGCAGAGGCAAUUUUCAGCAACCACAAUAACCACAACCUGCCUGCAAAAUGAUCAAGCAGGAUUAUGGAGCAAUUCAAUACACGCCACCCCAUUUGCAGCUGGCUCAGCGCCUCUGCAGUUACCCAGACCCACGGUUUCGUACUUCCCUGCCCCUGCUACACCUACCAUAACCACAGCAAACAGUAUGUCAGCUGCUGCUGUCACUACAACGUUUGCACAAGGUCAACCUAACCCUCUGUCACUCACACAACUCUCGCCAGCAUCAGACCCUUUAAACAGCGCAUAUGCCACCCCAGUUGUACCUUGUCACAUUGUACCGUUUGAUCAGAUGCAGCCAGAUGCCCAGAACGUGUUCCACGUUCACACGGCGGACCUCCAGAUCUGCUUUCAGAUCAUAUCUGAUGAGCAGCUGGCUCUCAUUGAACCCCAGAUCGAGAGGCAAGCAGGUAGCGUCGUCUCGCAGAGGCGUGACGUGGAAGUGAUCCGGAACACAGCUCAAAACUCUGUCGCAAUGGAAAGUAGUCAUGAUGGAAGGAGCCAUCAACAACCAGGACAUCAACAGGGGUUGGACCAAAGGGAGUCUUCAGUCACACUUGACACAAUGAGAAUAAAACCUCCGCUGUCUGCACAAUUUCGGACGGCAGAGCAAAAUCUCCACCUGACUGAACUCAGGGAUUCCACUCAGGUUACAGUAUCAGUUGAAUCUACUGGCUCUGAAGCGCUAGGCUCGCUGCUACACCCACACAAACACAGUCAUGUAAACACGGUCACUGUGACUCAGAGCUGUAUGGGCGAUGUGAAGUCUACUGCUGCUUUGAUCGAAGGUGUAGAGUCCGGAAGGAGCCAAACUUCUGAGCAGGAGCAGACCCUUUCUCUGAACCAUUGUGUGGAGGAGCAACGUUCGCCAAGGGUCAACCAAGGCGGAGUGAUCUCACAAACUCUCUCUGGCCAACACAAACUCAGCGAGACCCCUCUCUCUUCCAGCACAGUAAAUCAGAAUACUAGCGAAAGACUGAGCAAAGAAAGCAAACUUAAAAAUCAAGCAGCUCCAUGUAGUGUAGGCACAAUGAGCGCCAUGGACGAAGCCUCUGCAUGCAGCAGCAGCAGGUCAGAAGGUGGGGAAACCAACCCCCCCCUGCAGGUUGGGCUUGAUCAGGCCUCCGGUGCUGCGUAUGCCGAUGCACCUCCUGGGUCAGUGUCUUCAUUUCCCAUAAAUAAAUGCAAUUCUUCCAGACAGAUGAACGCAUUCAUCUGCUGCAGUAAUCGGUUGGAAGCAUUAUCAGAGACUCCAGAUUCAUCUAAAGAUGUAAACAUGGGAUGUGACAGGGCGAGACCUUCACAUGAUUCUGCCCCUACACGGGAAGGGAGUCAGGAUGUAAUCAGCUCAACCCCUUCAGAAAAACAACUGGCUCAGUUUAUGUCAGUGUCUUCUAACAUCCAGGUAGAAAGACCCAAAGACACCCCAGCUGUGCCUACACAUAUUCAGAGCCCAACUGCAGGAAUUACGGAGGGAUGUGUUGCCCAGAAGGAGCCCCAGACACUGGGAUGUAGAGGGACCCCAGGGCGGCCAGACGUCACAGACGGGAGGCCAAAGCAGAGCCAAGAGGCCGGGAGGGCAAACCCGCAACACGUGGAGGGGAAGGAUGAGAACGGAGGAGUUGAGGCCAACUGGGUGUCAGGAUGGCGGGACCAGGCCGAGUCCACCUGCACAUACACAUGUUUACCAGAGAUGCCAGAGGAAGAAGACACAGCGGUCAAGGUGGAUCUCUUCAAACAUUCUUGGCUAUCUAAGCAUCAUCUUCAGCAUCUUUCUCAGACGCACUCAGGAAUGUCUGAAUACCCUCCACGAACUCCGAGCAAUCUUAAUUCACUUGCCAGCGGCGGUCAGACUGACCUUUUCCAUUCUCCACAGCUCCCGUUGGAUAUGAACAACUUCUGUUUCUCGGAACAACACUGGGAAAGCAGCAGCAUCCAUAACCAACAGGUCUCAUGUGAAUCUAGUUUGAUUCAGCGUAUCAACGCUCGGGCCCAAUUAGCGGACACGCAAAAUGCUUUCUCACAAAGUAAGUCCGGCCUUCUGAAAAAUCAAGCAUUUCCACACCGGGACAGAACGCAGAGCAGCAUCACUCCUGUUCAGCAAAGACAUACAGAUGCUAAGUUGACAAUAGGCAGUCACAGAAGCCCAAGUGUCUCGCCUGAUUCUCAUUCUGUUCAAGUCAGUAGAGCUGCUGCUGGAUCGACUGGAUUGAACAAGAAUGUGCUGGAUAAUAAUGCUGCGCCUCCAUCAGAGCCUUUUACAUUCCGAGAACCUUAUGAUUAUAACGACACCAAGGACGGAGCACCAAAUGAAGACAACAAGUACCAGUCUUUUUUCUUGUCCGGCCAGCUCAAUGGCUUCCAGCCGGCCGAGUGUCUGACUAGUGGAGUGAGGCCCGUGCAAAGCUGCCAGGACCACACAGAAGACACCAGCAGCGACGAUGAAGGGAAGCUCAUCAUCGAGCUUUAGCUGAACAAACACACACUGCUAUUUGGAGUUUUAUAGCUGCUGCACAUUUAAAACAUCAACGGUUGAGCAAAGCUGAGAAACACAUGUGUACACGCAAAACAUGUCAAAAUAUGAAUAAAAAAGUGUACUGUCAA
Molecule: messenger RNA, 5765 nt
Organism: Cyclopterus lumpus (lumpfish)
Lineage: Eukaryota; Metazoa; Chordata; Actinopteri; Perciformes; Cyclopteridae
Gene: znf831
Product: zinc finger protein 831
Exons: 4
Coding region: 472-5631 (1719 amino acids)
Source: RefSeq, a predicted model, not a curated record